GAGAGCUAUCACUGGAUUUGACAGCUAGAAGCCAAAUCGAAGGGAACCAUAAGAGGAGUGGUAUAAUUUCCACAAAUACAAAAAAAUCUUCGUCCUCGCAGAGUUAACACUCACAUAGCUCGAGAUGGCUUUCUUGAUCAAGAGCAUGAUUGGGAACCCCCUUUCAGGAAUGGGUCUUGGUGGUGGAGGUGACAAAGAAGAGGAGGCCGCCCCCUCAGAUCCAGCAAAAGCAGCAGGGAUGACACGCGAGGAAUAUGAAGAGUACCAAAAACAGUUGGUGGAGGAAAAGAUGGAGAGAGAUGCAGAUUUCUUACACAAAAAGGCAGAGAGGGCAACACUCAGGGUGUGCCUCAGAGAUAAAUACAGACUGCCAAAGAGCGAGCAGGAUGAGAACAUGAUUGAGAUGGCCGGGGACGACGUGGAUGUGCCUGAGGAACUGCUCAAGAUGGUGGAUGAGGAUGCCACUGAGGAGGAGGGCAAGGACUCCAUCAUGGGCCAGAUUCAGAACUUGCAGAACAUGGACAUGGACCAGCUGAAGGAGAAGGCCUCGGCCACGGUCACCGAGCUGAAGAGCAAAGCGGAGGAGAAGUGCUCUGUCAUGUGAAUAGCCAAGGAGGGUGGAUGUGUUUCAGUAAUGAAGAGAAAGAAGAGAGAAGAGACAGGAUGGUAAAAAAUAAUAAUUGUAAUUUCACCACUUUUGGGGAAUCUAAAUACCAAGAUGUGUAUAAAGAGUCUGUGAUUCAGUCACAGAAAAAAAAGGCCUACUAAGUAUUCACUUUUACAAUAAAUGCUCCAUCCCUAUAUCAUACAAAACAUGCCACAUGACAACACAGUGGUUUAUUAUGUAAUCUGCAUUCACUAAAGGAUACACUGUAAAAGUUUCACUGUUUGCUCAUUGAAUGGGCAAAGAUUUACCCACUGAAUGACAAUGCAUCUCUCCUCAAACAUUGUGUGAUAUAACAUUCACUUUAUUUCUCUGUUUGUUACAAAAUGAGACAGUUUAGUCUCUAAAAGUGUGUUUUUCUGUCAAAUAAACAAAAAUAUACCACAAUUUGUUGAUAGAAAACCAAUCCUAUCUAAAUAUUUCAACUUUCCUUUUGGUCUCAUUGUUAUUCUAGAUAUUUUUUGUAUGUGGUGUUUAAAUUAAUUAUAUUUAGUCCCUCUCUUUUGAUGUUACUACAAAGCAGAUGAUCUUUUUAAGUUGUGACAUACAUCUCAGUGGUGAUAAAAACUGGUGAGGCUGAAAACAUUUGCAGAUUUGCACAAAUCUAAUUCAAAGUAUAGAAGCAUUUC
Melanotaenia boesemani (Boeseman's rainbowfish) is the source of this 1293-nucleotide messenger RNA. RefSeq names its product complexin 4a (gene cplx4a). Gene Ontology annotation, molecular function: syntaxin binding. The record is from RefSeq and is a predicted model, not a curated record. The coding region runs from base 125 to 604 and encodes 159 amino acids. Gene Ontology annotation, biological process: neurotransmitter transport; regulation of neurotransmitter secretion; synaptic vesicle exocytosis. The transcript has 3 exons. Gene Ontology annotation, cellular component: terminal bouton; SNARE complex. Lineage: Eukaryota; Metazoa; Chordata; Actinopteri; Atheriniformes; Melanotaeniidae.